AGAGACGCGAUACGGUCUUGUCUACAAUCUCCAGCUGAUCCCCGAUCAACCAUUCUGAUACCAUUUUUACGCCUUUUUGUGGAAUUUCAUUGACGGAGCUGGGAGGUUCGAGUUCUCAUCUUCUUGCAUCAUUCCUUCGGGCCCCUCCAAACACGUGCAUCGUUGCCCCACUAUACCCAGCCUCUUCGCUUCACCUGGAGUGGUAGACCGAUCUGCUUCACCUCUUCUUCUUCUUCAACGGCCCUGGUUGCCUCGCCUACGAACAAGCUUUAGACUAGCGAAAACAACGUCGGCUGCAUUUGCGGGAACUUUUGAAUCUGCGCUCUCUCGAGCAGGAACGUCUGAACCAAGCAUCGCAAAAUGACUUCCACCAUCGAGGAGCUGGAUACCACCGUUCGAGCUUUCUACGAGGCUAGAGGCGAUGUGCAAAAACAAGCACAGGCAACGCUGAACCAGUUCAAGGACAACCCCGACUCUUGGCUUCUGGUGGAUAAAAUCUUGCAGGAUGCAACAUACCCUCAGACAAAAUAUCUGGGACUACAAAUUCUCGACAAUGUCAUCAUGACAAGAUGGAAGGUUCUACCCAGAGAACAAUGCCAGGGUAUCCGAAAUUUCAUUGUCAACUUUAUCAUCCAAGCGUCGAGCUCGGAAGAGACAUUAAAGACAGAGCGCACUCUGUUGAACAAGCUUAAUCUUGUGCUUGUUUCGAUUCUCAAGCAAGAAUGGCCGCAUAAUUGGCCGACAUUCAUCAACGAGAUCAUCUCCUCUUGCCAUACAAGCCUCUCGAUCUGCGAAAACAACAUGGCCAUCCUGCGACUAUUGUCCGAAGAAGUUUUUGACUAUUCGGCCGAUCAGUUGACGUCCACCAAGGCGAAGAAUUUGAAAACGACAAUGAACGCCGAAUUUUCCGCAAUUUUCCAGCUCUGCUCAGAGGUCCUCACUACUGCCAAUCAAGCAAGCUUGAUCAAAGCAACUCUGGAAACCUUGCUCCGCUUCUUAAACUGGAUCCCGCUUGGCUAUAUUUUUGAGACACCCAUCAUCGAGACCCUUCGCAGCAGAUUCCUUGAAGUCCCCGAGUUUCGGAAUAUCACUCUCAAGUGUCUGACAGAGAUUGGAGGUCUCCAGAUUGGGCCUCAGUACUCGUACGAUGAGAAGCUUGUCUUGAUGUUCACCGAGGUCCUGACCACAAUCUCCGGCAUCAUUCCUUUGUCAAUGGAUCUCAAGUCAACUUAUGCUUCAAGUAACUCGAGAGACCAAGAAUUUGUCCAAAAUUUGGCACUAUUCCUCACAAACUUCUUCUCCGUGCAUCUCAACCUCAUCGAGAACCUUCCGAACCGUGAUUUCCUCACUCAUGCGCAUUUCUACCUUAUCCGCAUCAGCCAGAUUGACGACCGGGAAAUAUUCAAGAUUUGCUUGGAGUAUUGGACCAAGCUCGUCCAGGAGCUUUACGAGGAGAUGCAGCAAUUGCCGAUUACUGAUAUCACGCCUCUCAUCAACAUGGGUGUCAGUGGCUUGUCGAACGGCGGCGCCCCGAAUCCCAGCGUUCUGGCCAACUACCCUCUUCGCAAACACAAAUAUACCGAAGUCCUUUCUAACCUCCGUCAAGUCAUGAUUGAGAAAAUGGUGCGGCCGGAGGAAGUUCUGGUUGUGGAGAACGAUGAAGGAGAAAUCGUUCGUGAAUUUGUAAAGGAAAGCGACACGAUCCAGCUCUACAAGACGACCAGGGAGUGUCUGGUGUAUCUCACCCAUCUGGAUGUGGUGGAUACCGAGCAAAUCAUGUCCGAUAAGUUGGCGCGCCAGGUCGAUGGCUCGGAAUGGUCAUGGGCAAACUGCAAUACUCUUUGCUGGGCUAUUGGUUCCAUUUCGGGAGCGAUGAACGAAGAGACGGAGAAGAGAUUUUUGGUUACCGUCAUCAAGGAUCUAUUGGGUCUAACCGAGAUGAAGCGUGGCAAGGACAACAAGGCUGUUGUUGCCAGUAAUAUCAUGUACAUUGUCGGCCAGUACCCGAGAUUCUUGAAAGCUCACUGGAAAUUCUUGAAGACGGUCGUGAACAAGCUCUUUGAGUUUAUGCACGAGACACACGAGGGUGUCCAGGAUAUGGCUUGCGAUACUUUUAUUAAGAUUGCCAACAAGUGCAAGCGCCACUUUGUCGUCUUGCAGCCUGGCGAGACCGAGCCUUUCAUUGAUGAAAUUGUUCGGAACAUGCGCAGAAUCACAAUCGAUCUAUCGCCUCAGCAGAUCCACACCUUCUAUGAGGCAUGUGGUUACAUGAUCAGCGCACAAGGCCAGAAGAACCUUCAAGAGAGGUUGAUUCAGGAGCUCAUGUCUAUUCCGAACACUGCUUGGGACCAAAUUAUCGCGCAAGCCAACCAAGACCCUACAAUCUUACAAGACGGAGACGCCAUCAAGGUUGUUGGCAAUAUCAUGAAGACUAAUGUCUCCGCUUGCUCGUCCAUCGGCAGUUACUUCUACCCGCAGAUUGGUCGCAUCUAUCUUGACAUGCUCUCAAUGUACCGGGCUACGAGCCAGAUGAUUUCGGAAGCGGUUACGCGUGAAGGUGUCAUCGCUACCAAGAUGCCCAAAGUUCGCGGCCUUCGUACCAUCAAAAAGGAAAUCUUGAAGCUCAUCGACAUCUAUGUGCAAAAGGCGGAUGAUUUGGAGAUGAUCAACACCAACAUUGUUCCUGCCUUGCUGGAUGCUGUCCUUAUCGACUACAACAGGAACGUCCCGGACGCUCGUGAACCCGAAGUACUGAACGUCAUGACGACUAUUAUCACCAAGUUGCACGGCCUAAUGGAGGACAAGGUCCCGGCUAUCAUGGAGAGCGUGUUUGAGUGCACACUCGAAAUGAUCAACAAGGACUUUUCAGAAUACCCCGAGCAUAGAGUUGAAUUUUUCAAGCUGUUGCGCGCUAUCAACCUUUACUGCUUCCCUGCUCUGCUCAAGCUCGACGCGCGACAAUUCAAGUUUGUCAUUGACUCUUGCAUGUGGGCUAGCAAGCACGACAACCGCGAGGUUGAGAGCGCGGGUCUCAACAUGUGCAUUGAGCUCAUGAACAACAUGGCUGAGACUGAUCCCACGACAUCGGGCUUGUUCUUCCAACAGUUUUUCCUCUCAAUCCUUCAGGACGUCUUCUUCGUUCUCACCGAUACGGAUCACAAAGCCGGAUUCAAAUCGCAAUCUAUGUUGCUCGCAAGAAUGUUUUACUUUGUUGAGUCUGGAAAGAUUACGCAGCCUGUCUACACUCCUGAGCAAGCCCCCGCCGGUACUUCGAACAGCGAUUUCCUGAGAGAAUUUGUGGGCAGCCUCCUACAGAACGCUUUCCCUAAUCUGCAAGUUGCACAAAUCAAGACCUUUGUUGAAGGACUCUUUGCGCUCAAUAACGACCUCGCUCGGUUCAAGUUGAACCUUCGAGACUUCCUCAUCCAGCUCAAGGAGUUCUCUGGUGACAACGCGGAACUCUACGCCGAGGAGCGUGAACUUGAGCAGAAGAAUCUCAAGGAUGCAGAAAGAGAACGUGCGAUGAAGGUUGGCGGUCUUCUCAAACCCGCAGAGAUUGACCAGGACGAUGAGUUGUAAGGAGUGGGAGAUAAAUUCAAUCAAGAAAAGUUCUGAGCGGUUAGAAUCCAGCAUGCCGAGGGAGGAAGACCACCUAUACUUCCCACUUCGGUAGACCCUGGAUCAUUUUGGCGUUUCCUGGUAGAGCACAGCCCCAGCAUAGCGCGCAUGUGGGUGAAAGCUGGACAACAAAGCUGUUCAAGUCGUGGAGGAUUUGCGCUACUGUGUGGCUGGGACAUGCAUGGCCUUGAUAUCUUUGUGUUUUUCGAUUCCCAACAAUCGGGCGAGCGGUUUGUAAAGAGAAAGAGAACGAAAGAAAAUCGCGUCCCGUCAUCAUCUCAUCUUCAUCAUCAUUGUUAGAUGGACUUCUGACUUCUCAAUCACCAAAAAUGUUGAUCUUUUUCGGCCUGAUUUGAUCAAAUUGAUCAUCCUGGCUCCGAAGUGCCAUAGUCCGGGUCAUUUCCCUUCUUUUGUCCUUUUUUUUUCACAUUUCUCAUCUCAUAUGGCGCACC
Messenger RNA from Xylona heveae TC161, 4070 nucleotides. RefSeq names its product exportin KapK. Gene Ontology annotation, cellular component: nucleus; cytoplasm. Bases 361 to 3579 code for a protein of 1072 amino acids. The transcript is spliced from 13 exons. Gene Ontology annotation, biological process: ribosomal small subunit export from nucleus; protein export from nucleus; ribosomal large subunit export from nucleus. Gene Ontology annotation, molecular function: small GTPase binding; nuclear export signal receptor activity. The record is from RefSeq and is a predicted model, not a curated record. NCBI's taxonomy places the organism in Eukaryota, Fungi, Ascomycota, Xylonomycetes, Xylonales, Xylonaceae.